This is a messenger RNA of Chara braunii, 1475 nucleotides long. The record is from the annotation of a GenBank genome assembly. NCBI's taxonomy places the organism in Eukaryota, Viridiplantae, Streptophyta, Charophyceae, Charales, Characeae.
CGACGAAGAAGCUGGCGCGAUGAUCAGUUGCCGCAGGAGCCAGCCUGUCGAAGUGUACAGCCAACUAACAGGGAAGAAGACGGCAGAAGUUCGCGGUUCUCGGAAGGGCCGGGGAAGGAAGGACUUGAAUUGCUUAAGAAAGGAGAAGGAGAGGGGUAGAUAACGAAGGCAUUGAAUGAAAGUGGUCAGACACGCUGGGAUGGGAGAAAUCCAAUGAACGAGAGAAGGGCGGCAGAGGGGAACAGAAGGCGGCGUGAAAUUGGCGCUAAUCUUUGCGGGAGAGAAGACAAGACGGCCUUUUAAUGACAAGCGAAGCAUUUCUCUGGGAGAGGAACCAUCAUCCUGUGGGGGAAAGAAAUGAUGUUCGAGGACGGAGUUAACGGUGGAGAAAGUGUGAGGCAACAAAUGUUCAGCGACAGCGGAGAAUUUAAUGGAAGAGUGGACAAGAAGUAAGGAUUCUGAGACGGAAGCAAAACUUCCUCGCGGAGAGAGGAGAAGGGAGAACAGAUCGCACCCUUACCCCCCGUUGAACAAAAGAGCUUUUCCAGAAACGACAGGAUCAGGCAAAGUGGGUGGAGUGGAACAAAUACUGCGGAGGAGAUUAUACCAGUUUUGCCCCUCCGACUACGUCUACUUCUUCUUCUUUUUGAGUGUGGUUAACAGCCAAAGCGGAGCUGCAGCAAGUCCAGACCCCGCUGCUGCUGCUGCUGCUGCUGCUGCAGCGGCAAGUGGUGGUGCAGGGACUUUUGGAACUGUUGCAGCCCCGGGCUCGGACCCAGCAAUGGUUGGGCCAGGCGGCAACUUUGCUUACAUCGACAGGAAGGCGGCGCAGAUUCCGUCCAAGUAUGAUGGAAAGGACGACGUCGAGGCUUGGAUCAGCUCCAUGCGGUCCUACUUUGAUGUAUUGGGGAUACCCCUGUCCACUCAGUCGUCUAUCCUGGGGACCAAUGUGGAGCCCGUCGUGCGGGGUUUCCUAGAAACCCAGGCUGUCCAAUCAGGCUAUAAGAGAAUAGACUUGAACAAGUGGCUGAAGGCUACGCCUACUACCACACUUGAGGAUCUCUUGAUCAAACAAUAUGCUGAUCCACAUGCUGCAGCUAAAGCAAGACUUAAGCUUGACAAGCUCAAGCACAACAAGUGGACCGGCACCGUGCACAGUCUGCACCAGCACGUUAGUAAACUCUUUGCUACUCCGGAUGUGGAGAUGACUGUGCAGUACGGUCCCCUCUACUUUGAAAGAUCGCUUAGGGCUCGGGCUCAACGGAUAUACAGAUUGGCUUACCCUCAUGCGGGACUUAGUCAAGCUGGAGGCACAAUACCUCCCGGGUGGAUCAAGUGGCAAAAAGGCCACUGGCCGCAAACGGUUUCCAGGCAGCAACCGUUUUGCAGCAUUUGAUCUGCUUGAGGCUGACGAGGAGACCCUCGUAGAAAAAUCUUCUCUUGAUGACGAUCAAGAGCAAGACUGCGGGGCAUCU